CUUAAGUCUGUGUUACCAUAUGACAAAUAAACCGGUGCUUUAAUGUUAAUCAUUUUUAACUUCAGAUCAACAACGAUUAUUUAUUCCAUUUUAGUCAAUAGUUCUAAAGUUUAAAUUGUCUCUUUAGUCUUUAUCAGAUCUUUUCGUUCAUUUCUAAAUGGAUUCACAAACUUUACAAAUAACUGAAGAUGAAGCUGCUUUGUAUGAUAGACAGAUAAGACUAUGGGGCUUGGAAGCUCAACAACGAAUGCGUAAUUCUUCGAUUCUUAUAAGUGGAAUAAGAGGGUUAAGUAAUGAAGUAUGCAAGAAUCUCGUAUUAGCCGGUGUUGGUUCGGUUACAAUCAUUGAUCACAAUAUUGUUACGGAAGAAGAUUUGGGUGCACAAUUCUUAAUAACAGAACAGGAUCUUGGAAAGAAUAGGGCAUUGGCUUCAGCUAAUGGUGUUAGACAUUUGAAUCCUCGUGUAGUUGUAAAAACUGAUACGGAUGACAUACGCGAAAAGGCCGAGGAAUUUUUUGAAAAUUACGAUUUAAUAUGUCUUACAGAUAGUGGUCCUGAUACUAUGAUUCACGUAGAUCGUAUUUGCCGAAAAUAUAACAAAAAGUUCUAUUCGGCUUGUACAUAUGGUUUCUUUGGAUAUAUAUUCAGUGAUCUAAAUCAUCAUGACUAUAUACAGGAGAAAAAAACAGUUGUACCGGGUAAGGAAGAACCCGAAAUAACACGAUUAAAGAAAAAUGAGGAAUUUGUGAGCUUAGAAACAGCUUUGUCAAAAAAUGACUGGGAUCAGAUUUCCGUUAAGAAACUAAAUAAAAUUUCCCGUGUAUUGUGGAGCGUACUAAUCUUAUGGAAAUUUCAACAGGAAGAAAAAAGAUUACCCACAGCUAAUGAAAUUGAUAUGACAAAAUUAAAAUCAUUAAAAGAUUCAUUAUUUACUUCGAAUAAUAUUAACGUGUCAACUGUUACUGAUGAAUUUCUUCGGACAUUUACUCUGAGUAUAACAGCGGAAUUAUCGCCUGUAUGCGCUAUUCUUGGAGGUAUAUUAGCUCAGGAUAUCCUUAAUACGUUAUCACAAAGGGAAUUACCUAUCAACAAUUUCUUUCUUUAUGAUGGUAUUGAAGGUUCUGGAGUGAUAUAUCAAGUAGAACCAGGAAAGAAAAUUCCUUAAGUAAUGAAUUGCGAUCGAGAAAAAUAUAAGUUUCAAAAAAACAAAAAAAAAGAGUUCAGAUUUAAUAAACUACAAGAUGCUAUAUAUAUACACAUAAAUUUCUCAAUUAAUAUAAUUAAUAUGGUUUAAAUCUUCUAGCGGCCUUAAGUUUAGCGAUCUUUUCUUUGUCUUCCUCGAACUUUUUGCGAAGAUCGAUUAGUUCUUAAAAUGAAAAUGAAAAAUAAAGUUAUAAUGGUAUGCAAAAAUAAACGUUUAUAAGAAAUAAAUUUCAUAUUUACUAUUUCGUUUUGUUUCACGCAUU
Rhizophagus irregularis DAOM 181602=DAOM 197198 is the source of this 1466-nucleotide messenger RNA. RefSeq lists its product as uncharacterized. Gene Ontology annotation, molecular function: SUMO activating enzyme activity. The record is from RefSeq and is a predicted model, not a curated record. Lineage: Eukaryota; Fungi; Glomeromycota; Glomeromycetes; Glomerales; Glomeraceae. Gene Ontology annotation, cellular component: cytoplasm; SUMO activating enzyme complex. Gene Ontology annotation, biological process: protein sumoylation.